GAAGAAUUCGCGCCUCCAUCGGCAUGGCGCGGUCGCGCCUCGGCCGCGUGCUCCGGAGGCUCGACGCGCUGACGGACUGGGAGCGCGGCUCGCGCGCCGGCAUGGCGGCCGCCGUCACCGCCCAGCCGUGCGCCGAUCUGCUCAGCGUGCUCGGUGAGCCGCAGCGCCGGUUCCGCCACGUGCACGUGGCUGGCUCAAAGGGCAAGGGCAGCACGUGCGCGCUGCUGGGCUGCGCGCUCGAGCGGGGCGGCUGGAGGACCGCCGUGCUCUCGUCGCCGCACGUCGAGAGCCUAACAGAGCGCGUGCGGAUCGAUGGGCAGCCGAUCGGCGAGGCGCCGCUCGCGGACGCGCUGGAGGCCGCGCUCGACGCGCGCGCGGCGGCGGCGGCGCGCGGCUCCGGCGGCGGCGGCGCGAGCUGGUUUGACGUCUUUGUCGCUGCGUCGCUGCUCGCGUGUGCUGAGGCGCGGGUGGGCUGGGCUGUGGUCGAGUGCGGCCUCGGCGGCCGGCGCGACUCGACGAAUGUGCUGGGCGCGGAGGUGGCGCUGCUGACGUCGGUCGAGCUCGAGCACACCGAGGUGCUCGGCGACACCCUCGCGGCGAUCGCGGCCGAGAAGGCUGCCAUCGUGGCGGAGAGAGGCGCGCUGCUUGCGUGUGUGCCUCCCCACCUCACGCCCGCGGUGCGCGAGGAGGCGCGGCGGCGGCGCGGCGGCUCGGUCACUCAGCUGCCGCCGUCGGCCGACCGAGACGCCGACAACGUGGAGCUCGCCCGCCUCGCGCUCGACGAGCUAGGCAGGCGCGGCGCCACCGCCGCCGCCGACGCCGCCUCCGCCUCCGCCUCCGCCUCCGCCUCCGCCUCCGCCUCCGCCUCCGCCUCCGCCUCCGCCUCCGCCUCCGCCUCCGCCUCCGCCUCCGCCUCCGCCGCCGCCUCCGCCGCCGCCGCCUCUGCCGCUGGCACCGGCCGGUGGCUUCUCGGCCGCCACUUGCUGGGGGAGGAGGAGGUGCGGAUGGCGCGGCGCCGCCUACCCGCACGGUACGAGGCGCUCGAGUCCGCGUGUGGCGUGGCCGUCCGCCUCGACGCCGCGCACACCGCCGCCAGUGCCGCGAAGCUCGUCCGCACCGUCGCGCGCGGCGGCGGCGGCGAGGCGGCGCGCCCGCCGGUGUUGCUCGUGGGAAUGCUCGAUGACAAGGACCACGCGGCCGUCGGCGCCGUGCCCGCGUUCGCACGCUCCGCUAUCGACGACCCCUCAUCGGCACAGCGGAUGCACCUAGGCGCCGCUCUCGCGUCGCUCGCGCCGCCGCACGCCGUGGUGUGCGACGUGCUCCCCACCGCCGCCGGCGGCGGCGGCGGCGGCGCUGUCCCGAGGCCCGGCGGCGACGCGGCGGCAGCUACGGCCCUCCGCGAGGCGGUCUCUGCCGGCGGCGGAGGAGGCGGCGCCGUCGUCGAGAUGGCGGCCGACGUCGGCAGCGGGCUCGAGGGCGCGCUCGCGGCGGCGAGGCGCCACGGCACGUGGCUGCUUGUCGCGGGCUCGUUCCGGCUCUGCGGCGCGGUGCGGCCGCUGCUGCGCGAGCGGCGCGAGGAGUUGGUAGUACGUAAGAGUGAAGAGAGCGACUGGGAAGCAAAAAGUUGAGAGAGGGGGGCUAGACGCAUGAAAGCAUGUUUGGC
Messenger RNA from Emiliania huxleyi CCMP1516, 1663 nucleotides. RefSeq lists its product as hypothetical. The coding region runs from base 24 to 1628 and encodes 534 amino acids. Gene Ontology annotation, cellular component: cytoplasm. Gene Ontology annotation, biological process: folic acid-containing compound biosynthetic process. Lineage: Eukaryota; Haptophyta; Isochrysidales; Noelaerhabdaceae. Gene Ontology annotation, molecular function: tetrahydrofolylpolyglutamate synthase activity; ATP binding; dihydrofolate synthase activity. The record is from RefSeq and is a predicted model, not a curated record. The transcript is spliced from 8 exons.